AUGGCGUAUAAAUUUGGAUUAGGUUCUUUACCUUUAGAUACUAAAAAACUUAACACAACAGCGUGGAUAAAUAAAGCGAAACCUUACUUUGUGGAACAAAUUGGAGACACCCUUCAAGGUGCGUUAGAUAUGAAUAAUUUUACCAUAACUAAUUUAAAGUUACCAGAAAAUGAUUAUGAUGCUGUUCACAAGAAAUAUUUAAUGGAUCAAUUAAAUUUAAUUGAAGUGAAUAAAGAACAUUUAAAAGAAAGAAUAGGCGAUGUGAAAAGAUACUUCAAACGACAAAUAAAUAAUAAAGAUUUUAUUGAUGAUACUAAAUUACAACAAGAAGUAACAAGUUUUAAAAGUUUUAUUGAAGAACAAUUACUUAAUGUAGUAGAUAAAACUCAAUUACAACCUUUAAGUUCAUUAAUAUCUAAUUUAGAUGAUAAGAUUACAAAACAAAACGUAGAUCUCAAACAACUAAUAGCCAAUAUUAAUCCAGGUAGAAGUGAAGAUAAAUUAACAUCAUUAGAAACUAAACUUAAUGAUAAUAGUGUAAUACAAAAACAAAUAGUUGGUAUUAAAAAACAAUUACUUAAUGUAGUAGAUAAAACUCAAUUAGAAAAUUUAAAAUCAUUAAUAUCUAAAUUAGAUGAUUAG
Messenger RNA from Lottia gigantea (owl limpet), 642 nucleotides. RefSeq lists its product as hypothetical. NCBI's taxonomy places the organism in Eukaryota, Metazoa, Mollusca, Gastropoda, Lottiidae. The coding region runs from base 1 to 642 and encodes 213 amino acids. The transcript has a single exon. The record is from RefSeq and is a predicted model, not a curated record.